Molecule: messenger RNA, 1413 nt
Organism: Effrenium voratum
Lineage: Eukaryota; Dinophyceae; Suessiales; Symbiodiniaceae
Source: the annotation of a GenBank genome assembly
AUGAGCUGGCGUGCCACCCUUGGGGUGCAGGCAGGGGCUUCCCAUGAAGAGAUCCGCGCGGCUUUCAAGCGAAGGGUGCUGGAAACCCACCCGGACAAGGGGGGCAAGGCCUCCGAGUUUCGGCAGGUGAUGCUGGCCUUCGAAAGGGCCACAGCUGACUCUGUUGGAGCCGACGUCUUGAAGGCCAGGGGGGCCAGGUGGGUGCGCCGCGCGCCCAAGCCACGAGCCAAGGCGCGGCCAGCGACGACACGGCCUCCACAGGGUAGGCGGAGGUGCCCCAAGAACACAGCGAUCAUGCAGAAGCUGCACGGGUAUCUGAAGCAGCUGCAGCGGGAUGAUCGGCGGGUCACCAUCGCCACUACGCUCCAGCAGCACCACAGAUUGGCACUGGAGGCGUGGAUUCAAGCCCAAACCAUGCGUGGCUGGCACCAUGAGGACGCAUGGCCAAGACAGGUGGCCAGUGAGGAGGGUGACAAGAGAGAGGGCAGCGACACUGACGAAUCCUUGGAGGAUCUGCAGCCGUUGGCGCUGGAGGAUAUUACUCCAGCGGACGCGAAGGUAGGAAGAACCAUGCGUCCAGGACCUCACAAGGGUAUUAUCCGAAGGCCUGGGCGUGUGCGCUUGUACAGCGUCAUCGUCGUCAUUAGCAACAUUGAGCUCUUUGCAGCAAGUACCACAGACCUGGCCGCAGCGGUGGAUGUACACAUGGCGCUGACUUCUCUGAAGCAGCGGAUUUCAAAGAGGCCAGAGCUGGUGCGCAGGCUGGGUGAGGAGCUGGAGCUGGCCAUGAAUGACUACGAUUUGUCCAUGGAAGAGGCCCGGAUUUCGCUGAGGGUGCACUUCCCGGUGCACCACUGGACCGGCAGCGGCCUGCGCUCGCCCACCUUCCCAAUGGCCCAGCUGGGCACCGUGCUGGAGGUGUGGCGAAAGCUGCAGGAGGCCCGGCUCCCGUACAGCGGCGUGAGCGCCAAGCGGGGGGGCAUCUUCUUCCAGCACAGCCCCCAAACCGUGGAACGUGCCUGGGAGAGGAUUACCAGCAUUUUUGCGGAGAUCUGGGUGAAUGCCGGGUGCGAGGAGGCUCAUCUCCGUGAACGCCUGGAGGCACAGCGCAGGCGCCAUGAGGCGCAGCGGGGGUGUCAGCUGGCGGCCUGGAACCGGCACCGCAUGGCCGCGGAGGAGCGGCGGCAGCAGCUCUGCGAGCGCCUGCUGCGGCGCCGCGAGGAGCGCGAGCGCCGGCGCAUGGGCUGGGAAGACCGGCGCGCAGUCCAAGUGGCCUCUCUGACUGCGAAGGUGGUGCAACGUAUCGAGCGGCUUUUGCUGCGCUGGGACAGGGCGGACGCGAGACGGCGGAAAGCCAAGCAGGCGCGCGGUCAACGGAGGCAAAGCAGGAGCAACAGGAAGAGGCCUUCAUAA